CUUGAAAGAGAACGGAGACAAAGGUGGUUUCUGGUUUUCUUUCCAAAGCACAUGGAAGCAAACGGAAAAACAGGAUGAGGAGGACAGCCACCUGAAGGGAGAGGGGGAAGUGUGCCCACCCUGAGCCCCGCGCGGUGGGGAGCGCGUUACUGACGCCGAGCAAGGAUGUAUGUGCACGUCAACAUCCAGUAUUUUUAAGUUCACAUUUGGGAACGAGAGGGUAAGCUUUGGCAAAAAUGAUCUCGUCCAGCGUUAACACGUUUACUUCGAUAUGACAUUCAUCACGGGAUUGGUUCGACUUGCUGCCCCCUGGGUGGCCCAUGUGUCUCGUUCUGAAUCCGCUCAGAUACCCCCCGCCCUCGCGCGCGCGCGCGUCUGCUGAACCGCGAACGCGGCGGCGGUGUGUCCCACAGCUCACAGCUGCCUGUCACGGCAAAGCCUCCACAGGUUUGUCGAAAGGCUGUGUGGACCGUAAAGCAAGACGGGGACGUCCGGUCUGACAGACUGAAGGUCCCCGCCCGGGCAGGGAAGCGGCCUCGUGUCACCGUUGACGCGGGCUUCCUCUGAAGCGCUGCUGAGAACUUGGAAAGGAAUCGGACUUGCUACAGUCACGCGUUCAUGGAAAAGUAGUUUGUUUCCCGAGCGUCUUCCAGGGCGUCUUCAGGGCUCUGGAGCAGAAACCGCCGCGGCGUGGGUACCCGGGACGUCACGGCUCCGCCCCGAGGCUGCCCCUCCCGAGGCCAGGCGGCGCGGCCCCGGCUUCCCGUGAGGCGUGCGCCGGGGGACCGCUCCGGAAGCCGCCCGGCCCGCGCGCCCUGAGCGUCCGGUUGCCCCGGAGACGCCGCGGCCCUUCGCUCCUCAGUUGCUGGGCGGGUGGCGGCCGGCGCGCAGCGACCUGCCCCGGGUCCGGACCGCUCCGGAUUGCGCGAGACGGCGUCGCGGGCGCCCCCGGACCACACCGUGUAACAUUGUGCUGCAAGUCAGUCAAUACAGUAAUUUAAGUCCUGUCAACUAUAAUGGAAAAAUAUGAAAAAUUAGCCAAGAUUGGAGAAGGGUCCUAUGGGGUUGUAUUCAAGUGCAGAAACAAAACCUCUGGACAAGUGGUAGCUAUUAAAAAGUUUGUGGAAUCUGAGGAUGAUCCAGUUGUUAAGAAAAUAGCACUAAGAGAAAUACGGAUGUUGAAGCAAUUAAAACACCCAAACCUUGUGAACCUCAUUGAGGUGUUCAGAAGAAAAAGGAAAAUGCAUUUAGUUUUUGAAUACUGUGAUCACACACUUUUAAAUGAGCUGGAAAGAAACCCCAAAGGAGUUGCUGAUGGAGUGAUCAAAAGUGUAUUAUGGCAAACACUUCAAGCUCUUAAUUUCUGUCAUAAACAUAACUGUAUUCACAGGGAUGUAAAACCUGAAAAUAUUCUAAUAACUAAGCAAGGAAUAAUCAAGAUCUGUGACUUUGGGUUUGCACGAAUUCUGAUUCCAGGAGAUGCCUACACUGAUUACGUGGCGACACGGUGGUACCGAGCUCCGGAACUUCUGGUGGGAGACACGCAGUACGGUUCCUCUGUGGAUGUAUGGGCCACUGGCUGCGUUUUUGCAGAGCUUCUUACAGGCCAGCCACUCUGGCCUGGAAAAUCAGAUGUGGACCAGCUUUAUCUGAUCAUCAGAACACUGGGAAAACUAAUCCCAAGACAUCAAUCUAUCUUCAAAAGUAACCAGUUUUUCCAUGGCAUCAGUAUUCCUGAGCCAGAAGACAUGGAAACUCUUGAAGAAAAGUUCUCAGAUGCUCAUCCCAUGUCUUUGAAUUUCAUGAAGGAGUGUCUGAAGAUGAAUCCUGAUGACAGAUUAACCUGUGCCCAACUCCUGGAGAGCCCGUACUUUGAUUCUUUUCAUGAAGACCAAAUUAAAAGAAAAGCACGUACUGAAGGAAGAAACAGAAGACGCCAGCAGAAUCAACUGUUGCCUCUCAUACCAGGAAGCCACAUCUCCCCCACACCUGAUGGAAGAAAACAAGUCCUUCAGUUAAAAUUUGAUCAUCUUCCAAACAUUUAGGAAAAUGUUCUUUCAAGUGGAAAGUAAUUUAAUAUGUACACAUUUUUGUACAAGAGAGAUAGGGAUUCUCAGUGUUUCAAAUGCAAAUGAGCCAUAUGAAAAUUAAGAUGCCUUCUAGAAUUGUUUUGCUCUGAUCAUUACUGAUUCCUCUGCCCAUGCUUUUUACAUGCCAACUUUAUCUUUUAGAACAUUUUCUUUAAAUGUUAGAGAGUCUGAAACUGCACAUAUGGAGGAGACAUUUUCCAUUUCAUCAGAGCAGCCCUUCCAGAGGCAAUUUAGAGAAUUUGUGGGCUUGUAUGUUGAUUUUUGGAAAAAAGAGUUACAUAUGUCAUUUUGGUUUACCUGACUACAUAAUGUCUUAGAGCAUUACCAAAUAGCUUGCCUAACUGUUGUUUGUGUAAGGAAUGACAUUAUGUUUCUGCAUUUUAAUUCAUGCUUAUUGUAACCAGGUCUGUUGAGUAGUGCUGGAUUUUAUAUUGGUGUAGGAAGGGAACCUGUAAAUGUCAUGUAGGUUUAUCCCUCGAUUCCAGGGAAGACACUACUUUCUCUGUCUCAUGAGACAUUGAUGAUUCCAAUUUUAAAGGAAGUCAGAGAAAAUUCCAUACAUUUACAUAGCAAAUAAGGAACUACGAGGAAUUACCAUCCUCAGGACAUAAUAUCCUGUGAUAAUUGACUGCUGACUCUAAUGCUAUCCUUUAGAGCAUCGUGGUUUCUUUUUCUUUUUCCUGGCUUGAUCAUCUCAGUGCCUAGAUGUAUCCUGUUGGGUGUGUGUCCUAAAUAUUUGGUUCAAGGUCAAUAUACUUCCAAACAUUUGAAUCCAUAGCCUCUGUGAACUUGUGCAGCCCUAAACUUGUAUAUCAGAUCAGGUUUUUAAAUGCUUCCAACAGCAAAAAGAUUAUCUUUCAGUUACCUUCUUUGUGUCUCCUACCAAAAAAAAAAAAAGAAGCAAACAAACAAAACACCACAAUAGAUGAGCCCAGUUUACUCUGGGAUAUUUUCUCUAGUAAACUUGACAGAUACACCUACAUAUACACAUAUGUACCUAUUUCUCUAUAUAUAUGUUUAUAAUUAAAAGUUUUAAAACAACAUAGUAGAUGCCUUUUAUCCUAGACAUGGAAGAAUGAUGCAGUCUGUUUAAAGGGCUUUUUGUUUGCUAGCAAGGAACUCAUGUAAAAUAAUAUGGGGUUGUCUAUCGCUGUCUGGCAUAAAGGCACAAAAUAGUGAUGUUUCAAUAAAUAUUAAGGUUAUUGCAUUAA
Molecule: messenger RNA, 3301 nt
Organism: Mustela lutreola (European mink)
Lineage: Eukaryota; Metazoa; Chordata; Mammalia; Carnivora; Mustelidae
Gene: CDKL4
Product: cyclin dependent kinase like 4
Exons: 10
Coding region: 1017-2045 (342 amino acids)
Biological process (GO): protein phosphorylation
Cellular component (GO): nucleus
Molecular function (GO): cyclin-dependent protein serine/threonine kinase activity; ATP binding
Source: RefSeq, a predicted model, not a curated record